UACGGGAGGGUGGCUGCGGGCAGCCACCACCGCCACUGUACAUUGCACAAUUCCCUAUACUGUAAGACUGGGUAAAUAUUGACGUGUGACUUUGCACUUUGCAUUCGCCACUUGCGGAGCUUCCUUCUCCUUUCGAGACGUGCAUGCAGAGCCCAAGAUGAAGGUUGAGUUUGCUCCGCUCUCUGUGCCACUGCAGAGAAGGCUUCAGACGGCAUCGGUGGUUCAAUGGGUCUUCAGCUUCCUAGCUCUAGCACAGUGCUGCACAGUUGCCUUCAUCGCCCUCUUCUUCACACGUUUUUGGCUGGUCAGUGCCCUCUAUGCUGCAUGGUGGUUCAUAGACAGGGAAAAACCCAGCAAGGGUGGGAGGCGGAUCCACUCCAUCCGGAACAGCAUCGUCUGGAGGUACAUGAGGGACUAUUUCCCCAUCACGCUGGUGAAGACAGCGGAGCUGGACCCCAGGCAGAACUACCUGAUGGGAUUUCAUCCCCACGGGGUGCUGGCAGCAGGAGCCUUUCUCAAUUUCUGCACAGAGGCAUCGGGCUUUUCCACUCUCUUCCCGGGCAUCACCCCACACCUGAUGAUGCUCUCCCUGUGGUUUCGCAUCCCAUUCUUCAGGGACUACCUGAUGAGCGGAGGCCUUGUCUCCUCCGACAAGGAGAGUGCAUCCCACGUGCUACAGAAGCCGGAGGGUGGGAACAUGCUGGCCAUCAUUGUUGGUGGAGCGCAGGAGGCGCUGGAUGCCCGGCCAGGAUCCUGCACCUUGCUGCUGAAGAAUAGGAAGGGAUUCGUCCGCCUGGCCAUCGAGCAUGGCACCCCACUGGUCCCCGUCUUUUCCUUUGGGGAGAAUGACCUCUUCGAGCAGGUGAGAAACCCCAAGGGCUCCUGGCUGCGGCAGCUCCAGCACCGGCUCCAGCAGAUCAUGGGCAUCUCCCUUCCCCUCUUCCAUGCACGAGGCAUCUUCCAGUACAGCUUUGGGCUGGUACCUUACCGGCGGCCCGUCUCCACCGUGGUUGGGAAGCCAAUUCCAGUGCCAAGGAAGCAUAGACCCUCCGAGGAAGAGGUUGAUCAAGUCCAUCAGAAAUACCUAAAUGAAUUGUGCAAGCUCUUUGAGGAGCACAAAGCUAAAUAUAACAUCCCAGAAGACAGACACCUGGAAUUUAUUUAGAGCUCCUCAAGCAAGGGGAAACCAUGGGGAUCAUGCUCAAGUUUUCCCCUAUCUCUGGAACUAUUUCACAACCUCAACUUAGUCAUAGUUAACAUAUGGUCCGUACAGUGUAGGGAGAAGGACUUGAUUUUCCCAGCACUUGCAUGGGUAUAGGGACAGAGUUUUCAUUUUUUUGUCCCUGUAGGACACAUCAUAAAAGAUAUAGAGAAGCAGGAAAAAGAAAAUCCCAUCUGUGGUCAGCACUAUUGAAACUCUCCAGCAGAAAACUCACAGUUCCAGGAUGCCUCGUAGGCCAGUUUUUCAAGAUAUUUCCAGGCAGAUAUGAAUUAUUGAAAGUUUUCUUUGCAUUGUUUUCAUUUGGAAAUGGGAUGAUGAGCCAUAAUUUUUGCUGCAUGCAUAUGUUUUUUAAAAUAUAAUUUGUCUAGAUCAACAAAUGAUCAUUGUUUGCCUGAUGCUCUUCAUGUCUUUAAUUGCUCUGGGUUCUUUUCUCGCCACCUGAAACACAGUUUAUCAGAAAGCUCAUAACUCCCAGCAUGGUGCUGGGCACCCUCGGCAGCAACACAAUGCCAUAUCCCACUAGGGCAAAAGAAAUAAAACAUUUAUAAAGGGCAAGGGCUCAUCCAGAGGGUUCAACCAACCUGGGCUCCAGGAGUCCUGCUUAUAAUUUUAUUAAUUUAACCCCAGAUGCCCCCGCACGGCAACACCUUGGACUAGUCACCAGCUAGGGCAGCACUGUCACUGUGCAUUUCAUUUUACAAAUGAGGCCAUUUUGUAAGGAAAGUGCACGGCCAGGAGAUGGGAGAAGGGAGAAGUGAUUUGGGACAGGAAAUAUAGCUCAUAAAGCCAUGUUUGGCAGGUGAUCAAGGCUUUAAAUAGCUGCUGCUUCUUGAUAUCCAGAACUUUAUUAAACUCUGCACUUAAUGGGAUUUCGCUACGUGGAAGUUUUAGGUGGCAGGAAGCCAUCUGCUCAGAUCAGCUUUACAUUGUGCCUAUAGAGCCCUUAUACCACCACCACCUUCUCUCGCUCCAUUCAUUUCUCUUUCUCUUCCCCAUGUCCCAUUCCACUAAAAAAUCCACCAAAAAUCCUGCAGAGCACAUGCACUUCAUUGCACCCGGGAUUUUUGCUACUGUAGCUGCAAGAAUUGCAUUUAACAAGGAAAACACACAGAACUGUUUAUCAUCUCACAAUACCAGGGCCAUCACUGUGUUUUGUUUUCUUUUCCCUUUCCUCCUGCCCUGAUCAAAUUACUCCACCGGACUCUUAAUCUGAAUGACCAGCUGCAAAUCCCUCCUAUUCCCAGAAAACAAGCAGCAACAGGGAAGAAUUUGAUGGAGCUCUUAUCGACAUUUCUAAACACUCCUGUAAUCCCACACUUAAUCCAGUCAAAUAAAGCAGGUGACCUGCUAUGA
Aquila chrysaetos chrysaetos is the source of this 2575-nucleotide messenger RNA. RefSeq names its product monoacylglycerol O-acyltransferase 2 (gene MOGAT2). The coding region runs from base 158 to 1165 and encodes 335 amino acids. The record is from RefSeq and is a predicted model, not a curated record. Gene Ontology annotation, cellular component: endoplasmic reticulum membrane. Gene Ontology annotation, biological process: triglyceride biosynthetic process; diacylglycerol biosynthetic process. Gene Ontology annotation, molecular function: 2-acylglycerol O-acyltransferase activity; diacylglycerol O-acyltransferase activity. The transcript has 6 exons. Lineage: Eukaryota; Metazoa; Chordata; Aves; Accipitriformes; Accipitridae.